AUGUCGAGAAAAGAUCGGCUAAUAUCGGAGAGUUCAUUUGAUGGGAAUGUGGAUGACAGAUUGAAAUCAAUUGAAGCUUUUGCAGGUUUUCGUAACUGCAGUCUGAGUGAACUUGGUAUGUUCUUCAUUAAUCUUUUUGUACUUGCCAUUUAGAAUCGAAAAGAGCGGGAUUAUCAUCACAAAUUUCACAUUUGACUCAAAAGAUCAGUGAUUUGGCCUUCAAUAACUACAGAAUCUAUGCUGAUGCCGGAAGAACCGCCGAGAACUGCAGUGAUAUGGUUCGUAGCUCCUUUUGAGUAUUUAGUGCACCAUUAUCAUCAAUUGGAAUUACGAUCUAUUAAUAUUUGUAUCAUUUUAGUUGGAUAACAUCAACAAGGAGAUGUCGCAUGUCAAAGAACGAUUGCCUGUGCUGAUAGAAGAGACGGAAGCUUUUAUCGAGAGCUCAGAAGACAUAUUUCGGGAGUUUAUGCAUUUGGAUGAUGCAAUUUCGGACGAAUCGCCAAUCUGGGAGAUCGUAAAUUUGCCAAAGAUGAUGGAUAAAUGUAUUCGACAUGGCCAAUACGAUCUGGCUUAUGCUUUGACAACCUUUGCCGUUAAUCUUCAACAAAGCAAACUGGGGGAGAAUCAGAUUAUCAAGGCGAGUUAUUUUUUUUUAUUUUUUAUUUUUCUUUUAGAAAGUUUCUCACACACUAAUCGAAGCACGUCACGGUCUUCUGGAUGUCCUCUUUAACAAAUUCGCCGGUCCUAUUGAUCUUGCCAAGUCUAUUCAAAUUGUAAAUAACAUCAGGAAGAUCCCGUACAUAUCAAACACACAGCUCCGAGUAUGUCUACUGCAAUAUAGAGAUGUGUAUCUGGAAAAGAAUGCAAUGGCUUUGAUGGUAUGUAAUUAUCACAAUGUUUAUGAUGGUUGGAUUUUAGUCAGAACCGGAUUAUGCGAUCAAAAUUGUGGACGUAUACAGAGACUGUAUGUAUGAUACUAUAGUCUUAUAUCUCGCAGUGUUCCCAGGUGUUGAUUCUCAUAAGAAAUACGUAAGUCACUUUGUAAAGUGGUAAAUAUGGCUUGAGAAAGGGUGAUGACACUGUUCAAUUUUUACAAACGACCUAUAUUGUUUUGUAUAUUGUUUCAGUCAUCUUCCGAUGAUCCAAGAUGGGAGCGGUGGACUGGAGGAUCCCAGAACUAUCUACUACAAUCUUGGGCCCACAGAAAUAUUGACGUUAUGUUUGAGAGAAUUCGAUCAACCGACAGAAGAUCACCAAUUGAUUUAGAGUCCAUCGGCGGGAAACUUAUGAGCUUCGCCAAUUCCUUUGGACGAAUGGGAAUGGACUUCCGACCUUUGAUCAUCAAUGAACUGGCAUUAAUGACAUUGGAAUCGUUCUCCAGAAGAGUGCAGAAAGCCACGGAAAUGCAAGUUUAGAAUUUGAUUUGAAUUUGGUGUUUAGAUUUAUCGGCCAAAAACAAUUGGAUCUUUUGGAUGAAGACAUCUUCAAAGUAAACAGAAAUGAUAUUGAGGGCAAAACAGCCAGUGCAGAAGCACAGUCAUCAACAGCACCAGUCGAAAUAUGCGUCUGGGAUGACCUUUGUGUAUAUGGGAAUGAGAUUAUUGAUGCUCUAAACGACCUCAGGCACUCUUUAUCUCCUGUUUAUGUAAGUGUAAUUUAAAUUUUGGGUCGCUUAAGGUGGUUUGAAAAGGUGUUUGUUUAUCCAGAAUGAGUGACAAUGGACUAUUUACAGAUAAACGAUGUAUUCAACGUUUUGAAAUCAUCGCUGCAUGCAGUUCUAGAAUGGAUUCAACGAUUUGGAGACCCAGCAGACGAGAGUCUCAGAAAACGCGCUACCGAAUUGAUCGUAAUCCACUUUGCACCGUUCCUAAAUCAGUGUUUCCAAGGGAUCUUCUCCUUCGAGACGUGUUUCAAACCCUACUUUCAAUCGCAGAUUAGUCAUGACACUUUUGUGAGUUUUGGGAGCUUGUUUAAAUAUGUUUGGAUUGACGUAUUUUAAACUGGGAAAUAAACUAAUUCCCCAAUUUUAGAUUGAGAACUAUGACUUCUCGUCGGUCGGUUCACGGUUAGCAGCAGCAACGGAAUCAACAGCGUAA
Messenger RNA from Bursaphelenchus xylophilus (pine wood nematode), 2096 nucleotides. The record is from the annotation of a GenBank genome assembly. NCBI's taxonomy places the organism in Eukaryota, Metazoa, Nematoda, Chromadorea, Rhabditida, Aphelenchoididae.